UUUCUUUUUAAAAAAUGCGUUUCUAAAGUGCAUAAACUUUUGGGAUUGACUGUAUAGCCAAUACAUCCUUAAUAACGGUGGUAUCACGUUAUUGUUGAGCUUUCAUUUGCUUUUGUUGCAAUUGUUGCUCUUACGAAUUUUGUUGUAUUUUAUGAUUUUAACAAUGUUAUAUAGAAAUGUAAAAGUUAUAUAGACACGUGUACAUGUAAAUUAUCCUCUUUUUAAAUCAUCGUACUUUUGACAGUAUACAAAAGAGUAGGAAAACACUUUUGUGGACUAUGUUUCAUAUUGUGCGUAUAUACCGAAGUUUGCAUAAUUAUUGAAUGAAAUUUCGUUGAACACGUGAUUAUCAAAGACUGGCCCAUAUUUCUGCACAAUUGUAGACGCUGUAUUCGAGUAGGUUUUAACAGGAGCGGUGAAUUACACCGUCAAUACUUGUAGCAACAUCAUAUAUAUAUAUACAUGUAUUCUAUAUAAUUGGACGUGAAUCUUGUUUACGUAAUAUUUAUGCUGAAGCACAGUAAGAAGUAACAUCUUGAGCCGCUUCUUUCACGUAAUAUAUUUGUAAGAAAUUAACGAGCUUCCAAAGGCCGAAUAAUAAUCAGUAUUUAGAUCUUGUUACUUUCCAGUAGAUGAUGUCAAUUUUACCUAAAGUAAGAGUAGCCUGCAAUCUAUAUACGAAAAUUAUUAUUCCGGCAUAUUUCAAGCGUUAAUUUCCGAUAAAUUCUUAUUACUUUUGUAGCGAUUUUAUUUCAUCUAUUCGUACGUGCCCGUGCCCAUGACAGAAACUAUUUUAUGGACGUCUAUUAUAAUGUAUACGUAUGUAGCGACAAGGUAACAGAGGAAGAAAUCAGGAGAGGAUCUAAUUGCUAAUCUGAACGUAUGUACGCAUGAAACUUGGGUAUUCCGAGUUCUCUUGAAACCAUCAAACUGCUCGCUCUUCGCUUUAAGAAAACUAGCUCUUUGUACUAUUGACAAUUUGUCGUAUCUUACCAUUCCCGUUCGACUUUCUAAUGCACAAACUCUCUCCCAUCUUCCUCUGAUGUUUUAAAAAUUUUAUCUCAACACUUGGCAACGUACAUACAUCGUAUAUAAUGUAUGUAUUAAACGUAUGUGUUUUAUAUAACAUGAAAUUAAGUAACUUAUUAAUAGCGAUAAUAGUAUGUAAUACGAACAUUAAUUCAUUAAUUGGUAGAUAAAAUUUCAGGUAGCUAUACGAUUAGUAUCAGUAUACAUUGAUGUAUGUGGUAAUGAAUACAUUGAAAUUUACAAUUAACAUGAUUUCCUUCUUUAAUAUUCUCAUACCCAUACAAACUUUGUCAAGAGAUAUGUGACGAAGUAUAUCGUCAGAGGAAAAAUUAUUUUCUACAGAUACGAGUCUUAUUAAAGAUUAUUCAGUAAUACCUUUAUCGAAACGUAUAAAAAUCGUGGAUGCAUUACAUGCUAUAGAGAAAAGAAUUCUAAUCUAUAGUUGAAAAAUUCUUAUUUUUAAACUGCAAAACCGACAAUGGAAGUUAUAUACUUAUUAUCUUGUGAAAAUGAUUAAGUUACUUUAAUCGCUUUACUUGCGCCGACCAAUGCUUUAUUACAUACUUUAGAGAACACGCAAACGCAAUUCAGUUUGCAACGAGAACAGAAGCUCGACUCGACCGUUAAAGUUAACACGAUUUCGAUAAAAGAAGCGGGGAACUAUGAGAAUCUGUGUAUAAACAAUUUUUUUUUACAAUGUAUACAAUGAGAUCAACUGCGGAGUAUGAAAUAGUGAAUGCGAAUCCCGAAUGAAAUUCGAUAUUGCUUGGCAACUGCCUUGCGGACUUGCAAUGAGCGAGAGAAUAAGAAUAAAAAGAGAAAGCUGAUUUAGUGCGCUAUAUUAGCUAAUAAAAAUGUCAUACGCGAGUCGAUUGAUUUUAAUGAUCAAGUUAUAACGAAUCUCGUAUUAGUUUCGUAAAGUUUGAAUGGAACUGACUGAGAAUAAAAUGUGUACAAGGUGAAACGAGUUAUAAAUUCUAUUUUGCAUAUCGUGCACAGUAAACAAAGAACUCGGUUGAUGCGUCAUUUUCAAGAAUUAUAAUUUACGAUAAGACACUAAUUAUACUUGAUUGUAUGGUUGUAUUAUCGAUAAUUGUAUCUUAUAAACAUUGUACUUAGAACGUAAUUGUCAUAAAGAUGAUUGCUCGGAGGGCACUAUUGUCUACUCUUGCAAGGACAAGACUAGUUCCUUAUGGAAAAACUCCAUUGUUGAGCCAGAAACAAGACUUGGCCCUGUUUUUACUAGUAUGCAAGCUGUCGAGUUAUCAAGUUACGAAAAACAUUGAACAUAUUUCUCAAGACAAUGAGAUUAGAACUUUUGGCAGAGCCAAGCCGACUUUCAGCAAUAAUGAGAAUAGACCUCUGUUGGUCUUGCUUACCUGGUUGUUGGCGAAACGCAAGCACGUCAUGAAAUACGUGGAAUUAUAUACUAAGCAAGGUUUUGAUGUUAUCGUAGUAACGAUUACGCCUUGGCAAUUAUUGUGGCCUAUGAAUGGAUCAAGAUUAAUUGCUGCUGAUUUGUUAGAGUUCCUAACACGAAAUCAGAAUUAUCAGCAAAUAGUUUUGCAUGGAUUUUCAGUAGGUGGAUACAUGUGGGGAGAAGUAUGCGAUUUAGUUCAAGGCGAUCACAAAAAGUAUAACAAUGUAAUUGACCGAAUUAUUGGCCAAGUGUGGGACAGUGCAGCUGAUGUGACUGAACUGUCGAUCGGUGUACCAAGGGCUGUGUUCCCAAAAAAUGAAAUGCUUCAAACCAUGUUACGAAAAUAUAUGGAGUAUCACUUAAAAACGUUUUACAAACAAUCGACCCAGUAUUAUAUAAGGUCUAGUCAAUUAUUUCAUUCAAACUUGGUACGUACUCCUGCAUUAUUUUUCAUGAGCAAAACGGAUCCAGUUGGUCCGAUAACGAGUAAUUAUAAAGUAAAGAAUCAAUGGGACAGCUUGGGCGUAAAGACAUACGUUAAAAUAUUUGAUAAAUCUCCGCAUGUUGGACAUUAUCGUAAAUACCCGAAAGAAUACGUCGCCGAGCUUUAUGCCUUCCUGGGUAAAUUGAGUGUAAUUCAGAAUGAAGAGAAGAUGAGAACGUGCUCCUAAAUGUGUAUGAUACUACAAUUUUGUUUAAUGUAUUCUCAAGUGAUGUAUGAAACAUCUUGUCAAGUUUGCCAAAUGUUUUUGAUAUGAAUAUUCACUUUGAAAUGCAAGGAGAACCAAAGUUAUAUUUUUUUAUGAUCAUUUGGAUCUUUUGAUCUAUUUUAUUGGCCAUUAGAAUUGCCUAUAACUGUAGAAAGUCGGAUCUAAAGCUAUUAUACACUGACAUUAAAAAAAGUAUUUUAUAAA
Messenger RNA from Ceratina calcarata, 3363 nucleotides. Its product is annotated as transmembrane protein 53-like lethal (2) k09913. Lineage: Eukaryota; Metazoa; Arthropoda; Insecta; Hymenoptera; Apidae. Gene Ontology annotation, molecular function: serine hydrolase activity. Bases 2167 to 3120 code for a protein of 317 amino acids. The record is from RefSeq and is a predicted model, not a curated record. The transcript has 6 exons.